UGGAGACUUCAUUUCGAGAUGUAACGAAGAAGUAUAAUACCUCUCACAACACAACGGCUACUCAGCGGUGCCUUGUCUCUUGAGGCACACAGUAUACUAAGAUAUAUCCAAUUCAUUACGAUCCUUUCUCAGCUGUCGACCCCUUGCCAGAAGUCGUCCUCCACUCCUUCCCGUACGCCGCAAAUAUCCCCGAGUCGAAACGGGAUUGUGGGACUAUUAUGGGUUGCUGCUCGAGCAAGGAGGACUACUACGACAUACCCCGGCGAGAGGACAACCUCCCGGGCCGGACUCACUUUCCCAAGACUACUGCGCAGUCAAUCAUAGCCCAAGCCCCAGCACCAACUCACAACAAAGCCCAAAACGCCCGCAGGCCCCACGCUCACUACGAUGACGAGAACCUCUUUGCGAAUGAACGAAUCAAGUUGACGCCUCUGCCAGGCAUUGCGCUGCCGAAUAAUAACCGGCCUGCACCUGUCCUUUGGGCAUAUCCAGCCAACAAUUUCGACUACACCACCCAGAAUAGGUUUGGGAGACCGAUGGGAGGCAACGGUGUAGAUGCUGGGCCUAUGAGAAUUGUCACGGAUAGGAACCGGAACAUCCAGGGAAUGAUCCUGCAUCCUCUUGGGGAUCCAGUGACCUUUGAACGAGCGCAAGAGAGGAACCGUCGCCGCCCUGACUACCGGGCCGAUUAUUAA
Phialemonium atrogriseum is the source of this 695-nucleotide messenger RNA. RefSeq lists its product as uncharacterized. Lineage: Eukaryota; Fungi; Ascomycota; Sordariomycetes; Cephalothecales; Cephalothecaceae. The transcript is spliced from 2 exons. The record is from RefSeq and is a predicted model, not a curated record. The coding region runs from base 219 to 695 and encodes 158 amino acids.